UGCUUCAGCCAGCUGGCAGUGCAGGAGGGCUCUGCUUUCCCUGCCGCCGCCUCCUCCUCUGCAGGGGGAGGAAGCUCCCAUCUCCACAUGAGAAAACAGCUUUUUAACCUGUGCGAAUGAGCUGGACUCUUAGAGGGAUUAACCUGUCCGGUAAUUGAAUUUACAAAGACUGAAAGUCCGGGUGCUUUCAAGUGAGUGGAGGACAGUUCGGGAAUGGGACUGUGACUACACAGAGAACGUGCUGUGGGGCUGCGGCUCACCCACGCUCUGCUCCACUCACCCUUUUGCAGGGGACCAUGGACAACAUGUGCUGAGACCGAGUGCUGGGCAGAAGCAGCAGUGGGCUGGUGAAGAUGGAGAAUGGCACAGGGGAUGAGCAGAACCAAACUGGGCUGCCACUAUCAAGCCAGGAGAUCGUUACAGCUGAAUACCAAGUGGUUACCAUCCUCUUGGUCCUCCUGAUCUGCGGACUGGGCAUCGUGGGCAACAUCAUGGUGGUUUUGGUGGUCCUCAGAACCAAACACAUGAGAACUCCCACUAACUGCUAUCUGGUGAGUCUGGCUGUGGCAGAUCUCAUGGUGCUUGUGGCUGCAGGACUACCCAAUAUCACAGAAAGCCUGUAUAGAUCCUGGGUGUACGGCUACGUGGGGUGUCUCUGCAUCACUUAUCUCCAGUACCUAGGGAUCAAUGCUUCUUCUUUUUCCAUCACUGCCUUCACUAUUGAGAGAUACAUAGCCAUCUGCCACCCAAUCAAAGCUCAAUUCCUAUGCACUUUUUCAAGAGCCAAAAAGAUCAUUAUUUUUGUCUGGGCUUUCACCUCCAUGUACUGUAUGCUCUGGUUUUUCUUGCUAGACCUUAAUACAGUAGUCUACAAGGACACUACUGUUGUGUCCUGUGGCUACAAGGUGUCCAGGAGCUAUUACUCUCCUAUCUACAUGAUGGACUUUGGUAUAUUUUAUGUUGUGCCAAUGGUAUUGGCGACUGUCCUCUAUGGCCUGAUUGCUAGAAUACUGUUCCUGAACCCUAUCCCUUCGGACCCAAAAGAAAACUCUAAGACAUGGAGGAAUGACGUGGCUCACCAAAGCAAGCCUGUGAAUUCCAAGAUGACUAACAGGAGUUUCAAUAGCACUAUUGCUUCUCGAAGGCAGGUUACCAAGAUGUUGGCUGUGGUGGUGGUUCUAUUUGCAUUUCUAUGGAUGCCCUACCGCACGCUGGUGGUGGUCAAUUCCUUCCUCUCCAGCCCCUUCCAAGAAAACUGGUUCCUGCUAUUUUGCAGGAUCUGUAUUUAUUUAAAUAGUGCCAUCAAUCCUGUAAUUUACAAUCUCAUGUCCCAGAAGUUCAGAGCAGCCUUCAGGAAACUCUGCAACUGCCAGCAGAAACAGGACAAGAAACCAGCCAACUACAGUGUGGCCUUAAAUUAUAAUGUCAUCAAAGAGUCUGAUCACUUCAGCACUGAACUAGAAGAUAUAACUGUCACCAAUACCUAUCUGUCCUCUGCAAAAUUGUCCCUUGGUGAUACGUGUUUGUCAUCUGAGGCCUGAGGCCCACCUUAUUCCGGGUAUGCAGUCAUAUAAAACCUUUGGAUGCUUUGUUCCCACCAACCUGUAUGAAAUGUAAAAGCAUUUCUGCUCACAGAAUUGCAGGAGUUACCAUAUAUCUCUACACACCUGUCUGUGUCCUACAAGAAAAAGGAACCUCCUGGGGAGUGAAAAAAAUAUAUACUACUAACUGAAUGAAACACUUAACAUAACUUUUAGCAGGUGAGUUGACUUCAGAGGAAUGCCCAAAUCCUUCACCUCGAGUAUUGGCCAACAGCAGCCUGAGCACUCAAGAAGAGCGAGGCUGCCCAGGACUUCUCCAGGGAUGCGGAGCGGGGCAAUGGAUGAUGCUCGUGGUGAAGGUGAGAGGCGAGGAGAGGAGCUGCCCUCCCACGGCCACUGGGCCGCGUAACCGCAGCCUGUCCGACAGCAGCCGUAACCACUGCCAAUCACAGUAACUACCAACCAUCGACUCCCUCAUCCCACAGCAGUGCAAAUCCAACUGCAGGCAUCAUAACGUGCUUCAAUAAGCAGACAUCUGACGGCAAAGAGCACGAAAUCUUUUUUUUUUCAUGGUUUUUGUGUUGGUUUUUUUUACCUUGAACUGCAUGAAAUAGGAGGACCAUUCAAUGAAUUCGCAGCAGGGAAUAAACAAAUUAA
This is a messenger RNA of Chroicocephalus ridibundus (black-headed gull), 2198 nucleotides long. RefSeq names its product thyrotropin releasing hormone receptor (gene TRHR). The transcript has 3 exons. The record is from RefSeq and is a predicted model, not a curated record. Gene Ontology annotation, biological process: phospholipase C-activating G protein-coupled receptor signaling pathway. Gene Ontology annotation, cellular component: membrane. NCBI's taxonomy places the organism in Eukaryota, Metazoa, Chordata, Aves, Charadriiformes, Laridae. Gene Ontology annotation, molecular function: thyrotropin-releasing hormone receptor activity. Bases 354 to 1541 code for a protein of 395 amino acids.